This is a messenger RNA of Chrysochloris asiatica (Cape golden mole), 1635 nucleotides long. Its product is annotated as tigger transposable element-derived protein 1-like. The record is from RefSeq and is a predicted model, not a curated record. Bases 1 to 1635 code for a protein of 544 amino acids. NCBI's taxonomy places the organism in Eukaryota, Metazoa, Chordata, Mammalia, Afrosoricida, Chrysochloridae. Gene Ontology annotation, molecular function: DNA binding. The transcript has a single exon. Gene Ontology annotation, cellular component: nucleus.
AUGCCUGGGAAAAGGCCUCUAAAUGCAACUCCUACCCCACGUUCCAAAAGGGAACGGAAGGCAAUUACCCUGGACAUCAAGUUAGAAGUGUUACGGCGAUUCGAAGUGGGUGAGAAGCUCAGCCAGAUUGCAAAGACCUUAGGCCUGGCUGUCUCCACCGUGGCAACCAUCCGAGACAAUAAAGAAAAAAUUAAAGCGAGUUCGCAAAUAACUACACCCAUGAGAGCGUCUCGGCUGACACGCCACCGGAGCGCAGUGAUGGAGAACAUGGAGCGCUUGUUGAGUGUGUGGCUCGAAGACCAGAGCCAGAGGAACGUGCCCCUGAGUGUCUCCGCCAUCCAGGAGAAGGCUAAGAGCUUGUUUGAUGACUUACAGCGCGAACAGGGUGAAAGCUCUCAAACGGAAAAGUUUAGUGCAAGUAAAGGGUGGUUUGUGAGGUUCAAGGAGCGCCAUUGUUUACCCCACUUUAAGAUGAACAGCAAUCCUCCUGGCAGCAACGUGGACACAUACCCUGAAGUGCUAAAAAGCAUCAUUGAAGAAGGUGAGUACACCCCCUGGCAAGUUUUUAAUGUAGAUGAAACAGGGCUUUAUUGGAAGAGGAUGCCCGGAGGAACGUUUAACUCUGUGGAAGGGAAAGCUGAAAUGGGGUUUAAAUCCUCUCAAGAUCGCUUGAUGCUGCUUCUUGGUGGGAACGCAGCUGGGGACUUUAAGUUGAAACCCCUGCUGGUGUACCACUCGGAAGAUCCUGUAGCUCUUAGAGGGUUUUCCAAGCCCAACCUGCCUGUGAUUUGGCGCUCCAACAAAAAGGCGUGGGCCACCAGGGGCAUCUUUCACGAAUGGUUUACAUAUUUUUUUUGCCCUGCUGUUGAGAAAUACUGUGCUCAAAAUAAUCUCACCAACAAAGCAUUGCUCAUCCUAGACAGUGCACCAUGCCACCCAGUAAAUCUGAGUGACCUAUCCGAUAAUGUAAGAGUAGAGUAUCUUCAGGACAGCACAGCUGAUGCAAUCCAGCCCAUGGGUCAAGGUGUGGCCUCCAUUUUCAAAGCUCAUUACCUAAGAAGGACUUUUGAGCACAUCCUGGAAGCAACCGAUGGGGAGGACAAGGCUACAGUCAGGGAGUUUUGGAGGAAGUACGACAUCAUGGAUGCUGUGGACAACAUUGCAGUGGCUUGGGAGGAGCUCAAACCAGCGACAAUGAACAGUUUGUGGAAGAAGAUUUGGCCUGAGUGUGUGCAGUUCCAUAGUGUUCCCCAAACAGAUAACAUUGUACGACUUCAACAAAAUAUUGUGAGCCUUGCCCAGAAUGUGGCCUUUGAAGAGGUUGUAGAAACUGAUGUGGGCCAGUUGCUGCAGUCCCAUGAAGAAGAUCUUUCAAACGAGGAGCUGAUGCAGUUGGAACAGGAGCGGGCAGCAGGAGAGGAAGAGAGUGAAGAUGCUCCCCUUGCCCUGCGCCAGCUGACCACAGAAGCUUUGUCAGCGGCCUUCUCACAUUUUGAGGCUGGCUUGCAAAUUCUUACCAGUACUAGCCCUGAUGAUGAGUGGAAAUUGAAAAUUUCAAGAGCAAUCAAUGAUGCAAUUAACUGCUAUAGAGAAUUGUACAAUGAGAAAAAGCGACGUUCAAAGCAGCUGUCUUAG